This is a messenger RNA of Myripristis murdjan (pinecone soldierfish), 2348 nucleotides long. It is a transcript of the gene sim1a, whose product is annotated as SIM bHLH transcription factor 1a. Gene Ontology annotation, molecular function: DNA-binding transcription factor activity, RNA polymerase II-specific; protein dimerization activity; RNA polymerase II transcription regulatory region sequence-specific DNA binding. The record is from RefSeq and is a predicted model, not a curated record. Gene Ontology annotation, biological process: regulation of transcription by RNA polymerase II. NCBI's taxonomy places the organism in Eukaryota, Metazoa, Chordata, Actinopteri, Holocentriformes, Holocentridae. The transcript has 11 exons. Bases 1 to 2292 code for a protein of 763 amino acids.
AUGAAGGAAAAAUCUAAAAAUGCUGCCCGGACUCGACGGGAAAAGGAAAACAGUGAAUUUUAUGAACUGGCCAAGCUGCUGCCUCUCCCGUCAGCCAUCACCUCUCAGCUGGAUAAAGCCUCGAUUAUCCGACUAACAACCAGCUACCUGAAAAUGAGAAUUGUCUUUCCUGAAGGCCUCGGGGAGUCCUGGGGUCAUGUGAGCCGCAGCAGCAGCUCUCUGGACGGAGUCGCUCACGAGUUAGGCUCCCACCUCUUACAGACGUUGGACGGCUUCAUUUUUGUGGUUGCUCCAGAUGGGAAAAUAAUGUACAUAUCUGAAACAGCAUCGGUCCAUUUGGGGCUGUCACAGGUAGAGCUGACGGGAAACAGCAUUUAUGAGUACAUCCAUCCAGCAGAUCAUGAUGAAAUGACAGCGGUCCUAACUGCUCAUCAGCCUUAUCAUUCGCACUUUGUUCAAGAAUAUGAAAUGGAGCGCUCCUUCUUUCUGAGGAUGAAAUGUGUCCUUGCCAAAAGAAACGCUGGUCUGACCUGUGGAGGCUACAAGGUGAUCCACUGCAGCGGCUACCUGAAGAUCCGUCAGUACAGCCUGGAUAUGUCUCCCUUUGACGGCUGCUACCAGAACGUGGGCCUGGUGGCUGUGGGCCACUCGCUGCCGCCCAGCGCCGUCACCGAGAUCAAACUGCACAGCAACAUGUUCAUGUUCAGAGCCAGCCUGGACAUGAAGCUCAUCUUCCUCGACUCACGGGUUGCCGAGCUGACAGGCUAUGAGCCUCAGGAUCUCAUCGAGAAAACACUCUAUCAUCACGUCCACAGCUGCGAUUCCUUCCACCUGCGAUGCGCUCAUCACUUGUUGCUGGUGAAAGGACAGGUCACCACAAAGUAUUACCGUUUUUUGGCCAAGCACGGUGGCUGGGUCUGGGUCCAGAGUUACGCCACCAUCGUGCACAACAGCCGCUCAUCCCGACCUCAUUGCAUCGUCAGUGUCAACUAUGUUCUCACGGAGACGGAGUAUAAAGGCCUCCAGCUCUCUCUGGACCAGGCCACAUCCAAGGCCUCUUUCCCCUACACUAGCACCACAUCCAGCAGCCUGACGGAGAGCCGCAGGACGCCCAAAAGCCGAGUUUCCCGGCCCAAGACCAAAGCUAGACUAUCCCCGUAUACACAGUAUGCUGGUUUCCAGACAGAGCGUUCGGAGUCGGACCAGGACAGCCCUUGGGGAGGCAGCCCCCUCACUGACUCAGCCUCCCCUCAGCUGCUGGAGCAGAGUGAAGGCAUGGACGCCUCCUGUGUCUACAGGCAGUUCCCUGAGCCCCACCCACUCUGCUACAGCCUGUCUGAAGAGCAGCACCAUACCACUAGUGAUGGCCAAACUCAUCUCCACACACACACUCAUGGUCACAGCUGUGAGCGGGGGCGAUGCGAGGCAGGAAGGUAUUUCCUAGGAGCACCCCCGCCCGGCAGGGACGCAUGGUGGGGCACUGCCCGUGCCAUACUGCCUUUGAGCAAGGGCUCCAUAGAGAACCGUGAAGGCUAUGACAGCAGCAUGGCCCAUAUCACAGCCAUCCACAACAUACAUGGCCGAGGUCACUGGGAUGAGGACAGUGUGGUCAGCUCUCCCGAUGGAGGCUCUGCCAGUGACUCAGGGGAUCGGUAUCGAGCUGACCACUACCGGUCUAGCCCGCAGGAACCUAGCAAGAUUGAAACACUGAUCCGGGCCACCCAGCAGAUGAUCAAGGAGGAAGAAAACCGGCUUCAGCUACGCAAGGUCACUCCUGACCCUCCCCUCGGGCCAGCUAAUGGACUGCCCAAGGGUCCUGGUCCCUGCUUCACUCCAGAGUACACACAGGGGCCACUGCAAAGUGUGGUGUGUCGGGGUUUGAGUCAGGUGAUCAGCCCUGCAGCCAGCCCUGCCCCCCUAUCCAGACUUAGCAGUCCAGGAUCUGAGCGUCUCCAUAAGCCCAAAGACUACCUCCAGACAGACCUGUCCCCUCUCUCUUUGCCUUUACACCACCCUCUGAGUCGCCCAGGUCACUGCUCUGCAUCACCCACCCCAGCCCCAGCACUCUACCCCUCACACCCCCACCCACGGCCCUACUUGGACAAGCAUACUGCCUACUCCCUGACAGGCUAUGCCCUGGAGCACCUGUAUGACCCAGAGAACCUCCGGGGCUACUGCACCUCAGCCACCACUGGCCCCACCCAUUACGAUAUGACUCCCCACCUCCGCAUGCCGAUGGAGCAGACCCCUGGACACAAAGGCACCUCUGUCAUCAUCACCAAUGGCAGCUAACGCCUAUAAAACCCACACAAAGCCUGAGCUCGCUCAUCCCCUUAAAGGGAUAGUUU